Molecule: messenger RNA, 918 nt
Organism: Dovyalis caffra
Lineage: Eukaryota; Viridiplantae; Streptophyta; Magnoliopsida; Malpighiales; Salicaceae
Source: the annotation of a GenBank genome assembly
AUGUCAGCCUCCAAAAUGAACUUGACGCUUCUUGUUGAUGCAGAGCGCAACAAAGUUGUCUUUGCUGAAGCAGGGAAAGACUUUGUCGAUUUCCUUCUGAACCUGCUUGCUUUGCCUGUGGGUACAGUCAUUCGGCUUCUAACAAAAGAAACCAUGGUUGGCUGCAUAGCAAAUCUUUAUGACAGUCUUGAAAAGCUGAACGAAUCUUAUCUGCAGUCUAACCAAAAUAAGGAUUUUCUUUUAAAACCAACAUUACCAACCCAAGUCACCGAUCCAAAUUUCUUGCUUGCUGGCAAUAAUAAAAAACCUGAAGACCAGAUGCUAUACUUUCGCCAAGACCAUCCAGGGUAUGUGUCAGAUAUUCAUAACUCUGUUUGUAGUAACAGCAGAUCACAAGGCUAUGGUGCUCGCUACAUGAAUCAAGAAGUGAAACUUGCUGGUACAAAUUGUUCCACCUCCACAGAUAGAUCAACUAGUGAUCAGGGAGGUUAUGUGAAGGGUUUGGUCACAUACAUGGUGACGGAUGAUUUGUCAGUAUCUCCACUGUCAAUGGUGUCUGCUGUUGGUUUGCUAAACAAGUUAAAUAUCAAGGAUUUUGGUGUGCUUGAGCAGAAGUUUGUGAAGUUUGGGUUUGAUGAGGCUCUUGACUUGUUGAAGGCUUCUCUUUCGUCAAAGGAGGCUCUGACUGCUGCUUUCCUGCUAAAGCAGAAGGUCAGAGACGGUGCAGAUGGAAGACGGUGCCGUAUGUCCUUUUACAUGACCUACCAAUUGGACAUCGUUGAUUUCAACAUUGAUGAGGUUAGGAGCAGACUCUCCUGCCUGUCAUAUUCAUUUACGGAGUGCGAGGCCUUUGGCAUUGUGGAUUUUGUUCCAUUGAAGACACUUACUAUUAGGGAGAUUGAGUUUUGCAGUAUAUGA